GCGGCGGCCGACCGAAUGGCGGACAGCCCCAGUCCCGACAGCGAGCCGACGACGCGCACGCUACUGCGGCGCGUGCUGGACACAGCGGACGUUCGCUCCCCGCGGCGGCGCCGGAGUGCCCGGAAUGCCAUCCAAAGAAGUGUAUUUGAAACAACAUCCUCUAGGAGCCUGGGUAGCCAAACAAAGACGUCUGUCAGAAGACGUUCCCAUGGAGCCAGGUCGAUUGGCAGAUUGGCUCAUGUUCAAGCCAGUGCAUACCUGGAGAAAGACACACCACGGACUCUGUUGAAGAACAUCCUACUAACUGCCCCAGAAUCUUCCAUCAUGAUGCCAAACCCAGUGGUGAAGCUAGUGCCAUUAUCACAGGUGGUCCAGUCCUACAGACGGGAAAGCAGCCAGGGCAGCCUGGAGCUGCAACUUCCUGAACUGGAUCCCCCAACAACCCUGGGUCCAGGUCUUCCAACCUCUAGCCGGAAGAAGCAAAGGCUAAGAUUAUCAGUGUUUCAGCAAGAAGUGAACCAGGGGUUACCCCUCUCUCAAGAGCUUCCAGUGAAUGCUGAUUCUUCAUCCUUCACCAGGUCCCUCAACCUGACCUUUACCACACCUCUUCAGCCACAGUCUGUGAGGAGACCUGGUUUGGCUCGUAGACCUCCCACACGCCGGGCUGUAGAUGUAGGUGCCCUUUUGCAGGACCUGCAAGAUAAUUCCGUGGCCUCAGCUCCUCCAGGUGAUAGCCUCAGAAUCCCUGUUGCUACUCAGCCAACAAACAUAGUGUUGGAGGACACCCAGCCCUUCUCACAACCCUUGGUCAGCUCCUUCCCCAGUGUGCAUCACUCCCUGCCCCACCCUCCUCACACUGGGGUUGAAGAUGCUGAGAGGACUUUGGAUCGCAGAACAUGGAACAGUGGGCUUGAGCUGCAGGACCACAUGAGCAGGACUGACUAUGCUACCACAUCUUCACCCAUCUCGGAGCUACAGCCUCCACUUCCAGAGGUAACAGAAGCAGCAGGAUCUGAAGAGGCUGUGAGGGUCAAGGAACUAGAAGGAUCUUCAGAGGAUGAGGACACUUCUGGUGAGCCAGCAAGUCCAGAAUUGGCCACCAGUACCCCUGAGUUACUCCAAGCCAAGCAAUCACAUGAGUUUCUUGAGCUGCCCCCACCACCUGGUGUUGGAGUCUUACCUUCAGAACCUCUGGAGCCUGUGCCAGCCAGACUUCCUUCCAGGCCCCGAGCUGCAGGCCCCAGACCCUACCGUGAUCCCUACAGGACUGGACUGAGCCACUAUGUGAAACUCUUUAGCUUCCAUGCUAAGAUGCCCAUGGAAAAGAAGGCUGUUGAGAUGGUAGAGAGAUGCCUAGACAAAUAUUUCCAGAACCUUUGUAAUGAUCUGGAGGUGUUUGCUGCUCAUGCUGGCCGCAAGACUGUGAAGCCAGAGGACUUGGAGCUGUUGCUGCGACGGCAGGGUCUAGUCACUGAUGAAGUCUCAAUGCAUGUGCUUGUGGAGCAACACCUGCCCAUGGAGUACCGUCAGCUGCUCAUCCCCUGUGCGUUCAGUGGCAAUUCUGUCUUCCCUGCCCAUUAGGUAGGCAGACCUAAUAUUUUCUCUGUCCCAACCUGGGAACCAUUGAGUCCACAUAAUCCUCAAGGUCUCCUCCCAUGUCCUAGCAUCAAUAAAAUGUCACAAACAGAA
This is a messenger RNA of Jaculus jaculus (lesser Egyptian jerboa), 1689 nucleotides long. RefSeq names its product centromere protein T (gene Cenpt). Gene Ontology annotation, biological process: mitotic cell cycle; chromosome segregation; kinetochore assembly. The transcript is spliced from 13 exons. Lineage: Eukaryota; Metazoa; Chordata; Mammalia; Rodentia; Dipodidae. The record is from RefSeq and is a predicted model, not a curated record. Gene Ontology annotation, molecular function: protein heterodimerization activity; DNA binding. Bases 16 to 1581 code for a protein of 521 amino acids. Gene Ontology annotation, cellular component: kinetochore.